AUGUUCGUAAAAUAUUUAUUGUGCCUCAUAUUAAUAAUUAAAUCAAUCGAAUCUAAAAUUUCAAUAGACAUCGACACUGGCAUCGACAAUCCGGAUAUAACGGUUACGUAUGCAGGUGUGCAAGUUGAUCUGAUAUCCGACGAUGACGUCACUAAGUUUAAUAUCGACGAUGACAAUUUGAAGGAUGCAGUGCGAACGUAUUUCGGGAAGAGUCCGUCCGGAGUCUACUUGAAAAGUCCAACGCCAUGGGGCGAUCUGUACAAGAAGUACAAAUUCGAACAGGUCAGUAGGGUGUUAUCAGUGAAAUCGGCGCGACUCAAAUCGAUAACCAAGAACCCGGCUAUAAUCACUACGCAGGACUUUGAGAACGCCUCCAAUAAAACGAUCAAAGUGAACACCGGUAUCACGCACACAGUCGAAAAUACUUUAACCACAACAUGGACUGAGGAUAAGGCAUUCUCAAUAACUCAAGAGAUUGAGUAUGAUAUAAACGUAAUGUUCACCAAAGUGAGCGGUAAGACAGGCUUCUCGUACACGUCUACUUGGGGCAAGAGCGAAGAGGUCACUGAAUCAAUCACAAUCGGCGCCAGCACUGGUAUGGAAGCGGAGUUACAGCCGGGUCAGGCGAUCACAGCCGUUUUAUCGGCAUACACCGGGGUCUUGGAAGUGGAGGUCGUGUACGGUCUGUCGCUGAGGGGGAAUGUGGUGGUGAACUUCAAGAGGUCCCACAACGGACACCACUUCUGGGGACCGCCGAUACAGAAAAUUUUAACCAGCGCCGGUGUAACCAAUGAGUUCACAGCGAUGGAAACCAUAAGUUUCGGUUUCAAUGUAGACGCGUCUUUAAAAGUUUUCGACAGGGAGACCGGAAAGCCUUUGUAA
Messenger RNA from Bombyx mandarina (wild silkworm), 882 nucleotides. RefSeq names its product U-megalopygitoxin(8)-Mo12. The record is from RefSeq and is a predicted model, not a curated record. Lineage: Eukaryota; Metazoa; Arthropoda; Insecta; Lepidoptera; Bombycidae.